Molecule: messenger RNA, 1336 nt
Organism: Orcinus orca (killer whale)
Lineage: Eukaryota; Metazoa; Chordata; Mammalia; Artiodactyla; Delphinidae
Product: putative POM121-like protein 1
Exons: 4
Coding region: 86-1336 (416 amino acids)
Molecular function (GO): protein binding
Source: RefSeq, a predicted model, not a curated record
GAGAGUGCUCGGAGCCCAGCUCUCUAUCCACGGACCGACCUCACCCAAGUUCUCUAGGAGCAGUUACUUAGACGCUGCACUCCUUAUGGGGAUCCUUAUCUCCAUCUUCAGGCGAGGCCAUCGGAAGAAGGCAGAGAUGGGUGCUCGCACCUCCACGACAUCCCGCAGCUCAGUGUCCGCAGUGCACACAGUCACUGUCAGUGUGGCGCGGGGGCAGCCAGUGCCGGCCACGACACCCAGCUGUGUCCCGAACUACAACUACAGCACAGAGAAGACGGUGUUGAGGGCCCUGGGAGAGAGCGGGCAGGGGAUGACCGAGCAGGAGGAAGUCCCCACAGUCACAGGGAGGAACGAAGACCAGAGAAGCGGCCCCGAUGACACCGGGGGCGCACGAUCUGCAUUUAGGCCCCUGGGGGGCUCUUUCUUCGUGCCCAGGCCUGGACCUCUGCAGAGAGACCUCCACGCCAAGUGGGCAGAGGACAGAUCCGCCAGGAAACAGCAGACCUCUUGUAUGAGCUCCUGCCCCCAAAGAAACGCCAUCACGAGCUCAUAUAGCUCCACCCGAGGUUUCCUGCCAGUGGAAAGAAGGAGGGGUCCCGCCAUACCGCAAGGGCUGCCCCAGAAGUCUGCGAAGACAGGGGGCGAGGAGGGCCCUCCAUCGCCAUCUGCAGCUCCGGUGGUUUCCCAGAGGAAAAGCCAGCCUGACAAAAAUGCAGAGGCAGCAAGAGGGCAGAAAGGGCCCUGGAGGAAGGACUCCCGCACAUCUGACAGUCCCAGGCCCCGAAAACGCAGGAUUCCUCUGCUGCCGCACAGGCGAGGGGAGCCUCUGAGGCUGCCCCCAGCCCCUGAGCCGGGUUUCCGGGUCACCGCCGAAGACCUAGACUCGGAGAAGGAAGCAGCGUUCCGGCGCAUCAACAGUGCGCUGCGGGAUGAGACCUAUGCCAUCGAGGACCUGGGCAGCUCUCCCCAGCUCUUCCCCAAGAAACGGAAAGCUCCAGCCUUUGCCUCUGCUCCAAGCCCCCCAGCUUUGGGCGGCCCCGCACAAGCAUCUUCAAUUUCAUCAUCCACAACUUCCACCGUGGGCACCCACGCCAGCACACAGCUGGAUCAAGUGUGGAAAAGCACUGGCUUGUAUGAGUGGAGCCUCCAGGUGCUGGAGACCUUCCCUCCUGAGAUCCAGGUCUUCAUGAAGGACUCCAGCGGCCAGGGCAAGCCUUACGCCAUUGACCCUGAUGACUCCAUCCAUGACUUGAAAGAGAAGAUUGAAGAGGCUGGAGGACCUUACAUGGAGGAUCAGAUACUCAGGUUCUGGGGCCAGAAACUGUGGAAUCAAUAG